AUGAUCGAGAAUCAUGUGGAUGGGUACUUCCCGGAGCUUCUAGCCAAGGACCUUGAGAGGUCUGCAGUCAUCAUCGCAACGCAAAACCUUCCGCUUGGCAAUGCCGAAACAAUGACAUCUGAAGCAAAAGGUGCAACUUCAUCUCAUGGUUGGCCCUCACGACAUCCCCAAACUCCACAACAUCAGCUUGCGUCCAGAACAGGGCGACAAUUGGGUUCAAUCCAAGAGCGCCGCUCAGUUGUGUCCUUUGUCGACCACAGCGCCCACACAGACUACUCUACAACAGACGAUGAUUCCUUUUACGCCAACGAGGGAUGCAUAAGCACAGUCUGUCCAUCCUCCAUCGCACGCCACGAACUGAUGACCAGUACUGCAGCGACAUCUCUCGCCUCCAACAUAUCGGUCCCAUCACUAAACAAGACUCUAUCAUACGAUUCGAAAUUGGAACACAGCUGGAUUGACGCCGACUCGGAUGAGGAUGAGCCAGAGCAGAUGGUAGAGAAUCACAUUGGCUCCCUCUCUCCACGGCCCCCUACCCCACCCGUAUCGGAGCUCGGGGCCAUGAGCCUCCAGAAUAAUGAGAAAGUUGCUCGCCAGUCAUCAACUCGCUCUCGGAAAAGCGCAAGACCGUUCAAUGAUUCAAAACCCUCUACCCAUCCACCUUACAUCCACGAUGACAGCGACAGCGACAGCGACGAAGUUUCUAUUGCUCCACGAAAGACAUCACAAAAUCCCGUCUUCAUUCGCCCAUCUCCACCCCCGUCCCCUUUGCCCACUGUGCAGUCGUGGCUGCAUGGAAACGCACUUCCAUAUGCUGCCCAGUGCCAGGGCGAUGAUCUAGCCAAAGCCGUUCCUCUCCCUCCGAACAUAAUAGAGACUUUGAGAGUCUCCAUUGCUUGCUUUCCCGAGACGAUGCUCUUAACCUCAAGCUUGACCAUCGAGACAAUUCGCAUCUACUCGAGGAAGGUCAGGCAACCAAGCAUCGAGCUCGUCAACAAUCUGAUCCCUGACCCGCCAGUCGAGAAUCCGCGCAAAUCACUCUGGAGGAGAGUCGUAACUUAUAAAAGAGGCUCGUCAACUUCACCUCGUGACCGAACACGCUCCCCAAGCCCCACGGAGCAGAGCUUAAAAUCACCCAGUUCAAGCUCUCUACCCCCACCCUCACCCAAGACAUGGUUGCCCUUGAAGAGCGUGUUUGGAUGCUGCUCUGACUACAUUUGCGAGGCACUUUGGGCACACAUUGUGGCCUAUAACUAUAUCUCGGCUCUCAUCCCCCGCGCUCCUCCCCAAGCUAAUCGACAUCGCUCGUCCACCUCGAAUGAUUCGCAGAAGGACGAGAUACCGAAGAAAGCAGCAUCUAUUCUUGGUCUUGCGGCCUCUCAAGGUGGUUCAAUUCCAAGCAUUGAAAGACCCGCACUCAACAAGCUCCGUACCUCGUCAUCGUGGACUCUGAACAAGGAGGGAAUGGUGGCCGAGCAGUCAUCGCGAGCAGCAAGCAACGAGAAUACCACGAGGGAAAUCCAAACCGGCCUCAUGCGGUGCAUCGUGAGGCUUAUUGCUACCGCUCAAUUGAUGUCUGAAGACGACAAGGCUGACGAGAAGAUUGUCGAAAUGGAGACACGGGGAGUGGACAUGCUCUUCACUCGAAGCUUGUGCGAAAUUGUGCGGAUGUCCGAAGACUUCCACAACCAUGCCGGCAACUGCUGA
Messenger RNA from Clonostachys byssicola, 1707 nucleotides. The record is from the annotation of a GenBank genome assembly. Lineage: Eukaryota; Fungi; Ascomycota; Sordariomycetes; Hypocreales; Bionectriaceae.